This is a messenger RNA of Lotus japonicus, 3539 nucleotides long. RefSeq lists its product as uncharacterized. Lineage: Eukaryota; Viridiplantae; Streptophyta; Magnoliopsida; Fabales; Fabaceae. The transcript is spliced from 2 exons. The record is from RefSeq and is a predicted model, not a curated record. Bases 1595 to 2203 code for a protein of 202 amino acids.
UUGAAUUGAUUUGAAUAUUUUUGGAUUGAAUAGAACCAAAAUGAACACUGAGUAAGGAUGUGUUGACUGUUGACUCUCAUGGGUUAUACAUUUAUAGUAAACACAUCAGAAUUAAAAUUAAUAGUUUGUCUUGAUUGCUGAUUUUUUGGUAAAUUCUUGAUUGCUGAUUAAAAAGAUAUUACGAUUUGAUUUUGGAUAUUAUUUAAAAUAAAUAAAUAAGGAAUAAUUGAGAUUUAACAAAUACUCCAUGAAUUAUGGAAAGCAUUCAAAUGUGAAAUUUCAUUAAUUUCUUUUCUUGAAUCAUCAAUAAAUAUUUAUAUAUAUUACGCGCGGAGCUUCUUGCUAUUCUCCGUGGUUUGUCUUUGUGUUGGGACCGUGAUUUCAGGUGUGUGGAGUUGUUUACUGAUUCUUUGAUAGCCUUGGGUUUGAUCAUGGAGAGACAUCCUGUGAUCCAUCAGUAUGCAUCGAUCAUUGGGCAAAUCAAGGGCCUUCUUGCGAGACAGUGGCAGAUUCAGUGUCAUCACAUUCUUCGCGAAGGAAUGAAGAUUCAAUGAAGAAGACAAAUUUUGGCAAGAAAAUAGGAAUUUGAAGAUGCCCAGGGCGCCCAGCGGUAUGCAGAGGCCGCUCAGCGCCCAAGGCGGUGGCAAUUACCUUCCUCUGAAGUAACUGGCCGCUCAGCGGCCAAAAAGGGGCGCUCAGCGGCCAGGCCUGUGACAGCACAUUAUAAAAGACCCUUUUCUGAUCAAAACAGGAGGUAACUUGGUUUUUUGGAGAGAGAAUUCGAUAGAGAACAUAAAGGGAAGGAACUUAGAGCUUGGGUAAGCUUCCAUCGAGCUGGAGCUACGCCGAAGUCGGCACGGAUCAUCACUUCCAUCCUAUUUCUCUUGUAAGCUUGUCUAGCUUCCAUGUCUAUGGAUAGCUAAGCUUUUCUUUGUUAGGAUUUGGUGUAGUACCUUGACUCUAUGUAUCUAAUUUAGUUCUUAUGCAUAUGAAUCUAUCUAUCUCUUGAUUUCAAUGGUAUAAUCUUGUUCUUAAAGCUUGUUUUAACUUGAUCAAUUAGAACUUGAUUAGAGAUUUGAUGUGUGAGUGAAAACUACAUAUUUGAAUUGGAUUUAGGUUAUAUCAUCUAAUAAUCCUAAUUGCUAGACAUAGAGUUAGGUUUGUUAGUCUUUAAACACCCGAAUCAAUCACGCUUCGCUUUGUUAGUUAUGCGAGACAUCGGUAAUUAGGAGAGCGAACCGUUAAUCUUCUCAUGUAAGGAAUUAAUGAGUUAGAUAAGAACUGGUGUGAUGGAAUCAAGAAUAGAAUGAUUCAUAUGUGUUGAAUUAACGGAUUCAUAACAGUUAAGGUGCGAAACCCAAUCCUAACAAGUUUUCUCAAUCUGUUUAAACCCGUUGUUAUUAUUGCUUUCCUUUAUAUUUACGACGUAUUUCGAAACAAUCAAUCAAAAACUUUGUUAAAUUCAUUGCUUAAGUGGUUUUACUAUAGAACGGCGUUGUAUUUCCAAUUCCCUGAGGACGAUAAAAACUCUUUGCUAUACUACGAUUGAAUCUUGAAGGAUUCGAAAGUGGUUAAGUAAAAAUCUUUCAACAAAAUGGCGCCGCUGCCGGGGAGAGCUGUGGAUGUUGCUGCAAUCAUCUCCAAUGCCUUAGCUGAGUGUAUUCACAAUGGGAACUCUCUAAUUUUUCCUUGCCUUAUCACUUCAUUAUGCAGGGAACGUAGAGCUUAUAUCCCCGAUGAUGACACAAUUGAGACAAAGCUUAGGAGUCCCAUCACUGGUCCAUAUAUCACCACUCAUUGCUCACCUAAGCCUUUGACUGAGGUGUUGAAGAAACUUAGAGACCAAAACCGUAUACCAAAGGAGUCAGCAUUAGAACCAGAGUCACCACCAGCACUAUCAGAUAGAGAAAUGCUAUUGCAGAUGCAGGCUCAGCUGGAUCGCCAAAAUCAGCAGCAGAAGGCGUGCUAUACAGCCAUUACUGGGUUUUAUCAGAGUUUUCAUAGCAUUUAUGGCUCACGCCCUGACUAUGUGGGCCUGCCAUAUUCAGAGUAUCUCCAGAACAAUAAAUGGCCUGAGGACAUGCCAACUACUAAAGUUGGGGAGAGCAAUAGCAGACAAGGAGCUCAGAAGGAACCUGAGGAUGAUGAUGGAGAUGACUAUGAUGCAGAGGACAUGGAUGAGGAUGAUGAUGCAGAGGAUUGAGGACUCUCCACUAUUCAGUGACUUUUUAGUUUUCUGCAUUUUAUUUCAGUUUUAGUAUUUUAAAUACUUUAGUAUGUUGGUACUUUAAUUUUGUGCUUUGGUUUUAGCUCUUUACUUGAUGUUGGUACUAUGCUUAUGUUUAUUUUGGGAUGGGAGCUUUGUUUUGCUCAAAUUUUUGAUUACUUUGGAAUUGGUUGGUUUGAGAGCAAGCAUGAACUAUGAAAUGCCAACUGAGUGCAUGAUUUUGUGUUUUUAAAUUCAUGAUCAUUGUGUUUUGCACUCACUUGAUACCAUGACAUGAUAUUAGUGCAUCAUUCACAUGAGGUCUUAGGCUCAAUUUGUUUGAAAAUGCUUGAAAUCAAGGAUACAUACCUAAGUCGGGUGAGGGAGUGUGACCAAACACUAGAGAGAAUGUGAGAAUCAUCAUUGUUUUACAUAGUUGAACUUGCUUGAGUCUCUAAUUUUGUGGAAUUGCAUGGAAAUGAAAGAAAAUGAUCAAGACAUUUUGUUCUUUAGUGUAAAUAACUACUUAGCCAUAUAGCCUACCUUUACUUAGGAAAUCACUUUGUUACCCCACUUAAGCCAAAAAUUUUGAAAAUUUCCUUGUUUUGUAUAUGACCCCAAGGUCUAAAAAGAAAAACAAUGUCUCUCCCUCACUUUCUUAGUUAAGAGAGCAUGAAUGAUGAGAAAAUGGGAUUGUAUAAAUGUGUAAGUUAGGGGGAAUGGAAACCAUUGAACAUUUAUUUUGAUUUUGUGUAGUGAUCAAUGUCAAACUUCUCAAUCUUUGUUCUAAAAAAAAAUUGAUGAAAAAGAAAUGAAGAAAGAAAUGUUGUAUAUAUCAAAAAAAAAAAAGAAGAAAAAGAAAAAGAAAAAGAAAGAUAGAGAAGUGUAAGGGAAUGAAAGGGUUGAGGUGUAGUAUAAAUGAUAAAGGAAUGGUGACAAAAGAGAGACUCUUGGGUAAGGAGAGAGUGAAAGGUUUAUAGUUGUGAUAGAUGUCAUUUUAUGCUCUCUUAGCUUGAAAGUCUUUGAGUAUCCAGAAAAACCAAUAUUCUUUUGAAACCAGGCCUCAUUACAACCCUUAGAAAGACCUAUGUGAUUCUUGAUUAACCAUGCAGUUUGAUGAUGACUGAGACGGGUAGCAAGUUAGAUUUGUGUGAUUCAUUGAUAGAUGUGAGUGAAACACUUACCCUUGCUCUCUUGAGUGGUGCAUUUAAUGUAAGAUUUUGAGUGAAUCCUUGAUUGAAAAGUAGGAAAUUCAAAGUGUGCUUAGAAUCUCAUGUUGAUAUGCUCUUUUAUCAUGAUUUUGGUUAAUUGUUGUGGGCUUCACAUGAUCUUC